Messenger RNA from Struthio camelus australis, 3696 nucleotides. Lineage: Eukaryota; Metazoa; Chordata; Aves; Struthioniformes; Struthionidae. The record is from RefSeq and is a predicted model, not a curated record.
AUGCCAGGAUUCAACCAGACAGCCCUGGAGAAUGGCCCUGUCCAGACCUCCAGUCUCUCAGAGCAGGAAGAGGAAGAAGACACCCUCUGGGAGAAAAUUGAGAGUGCACGGCACCAGCUGACCCGCUCCCUAAACCCUGCAAAGCUCACCCCGUACCUGCGCCAGUGCCGUGUGAUAGAUGAGCAGGAUGAGGAAGAGGUUCUGAAUUCAUGCCGAUUCCCUUGCAAGAGCAACCGGACAGGUUACCUGAUGGAUAUCCUUCGGCGCCGUGGGAAACGAGGCUACGAAGCCUUUCUGGAGUCCUUAGAGUUUUAUUACCCGGAGCACUACACCCGGCUAACAGGGAAGGAGCCAGCCCAGCGCUGCUCUAUGAUCCUGGAUGAGGAAGGCCCUGAGGGACUAACGCAGUUCCUGAUGAUGGAGGUGAAGAAGGUGAGGGCUCAGCGGAAGGAGCACCUGCUAAAGGAGCACCAGCUCCAGGUGAAAAACCAGGCCUUGGAGCAAGAACAGGCACGGCUGGAGCAGCGGCUGCAGGAACUCCUGAAGGUGCAAGAGCGUUGUCAGCGGCUGAGAGAGGAGUGGGACUCCAACAGCAUGGAGCUGCUGAGGCUGAAGGAUGAGAACUACAUGAUGGCCAUGCGCUAUGCUCAGCUCUGUGAGGAAAAGAAUUUGGCUGUACUGCGGAGCCGGGACCUGCAACUGGUGGUGGACCAGCUGAAAUGCAAAGUCUCCAGCCUAGAGGAGGAAUGCAGCCUGCUGAGGAAACAGGCAUCUGCACUGCCCCAGCGAGAGGCGGAGGAGCUAAGCCACGCUGACACAGUGUCCGAGCUGUGGGCUGAGAACCAGCGGCUUACAGCAUCGCUGCAGGAGCUGCAGGGCAUGUUAAAGAUGCCAGGUGAGGGCCCAGUGCCAGGCUCUGAGCAGAUCUUGCUGGACAUCCUGGAGCACGACUGGAAGGAAGCCCAAGAUGACCGUCAGGAUCUCUGCCAGAAACUCCACUCCGUGCAGAAUGAGCUGCAGUGGGCUGAAGAGCUGAGAGAUAAGUACCUCCAGGAGGUGGAAGAUCUGCAACUGAAAUAUCGGACGCUACAGAAGGACUGUGAUCUCUACAAGCAUCGGAUGAACACGGUGCUGCUGCAGCUGGAAGAGAUCGAGAAAGAGCGGGACCAGGCUAUCCAGAGCCGAGAUGGGGUGCAGCUACAGUACUCCCAGAGCCUGAUCGAGAAGGAUCAGUAUCGCAAACGUGUGCGGGCCCUGGAAGAGGAGAGGGAUGAGCUCCUAAGCAAACUGAGCCAGGCAGAGGGACUGAACAGCACGCUGGAGGCCCAGCUACAGCGGUGCCAAGGCAACCGCAGCCUGGGCAAGAUGUGCAGCUCUUCCUACUCCCUCUGCUCCAAUCUCAGCAGCACCUGGAGCCUCAUAGACAACCCUUCCAGCCUGACGAAAGGACUUGUGGAGGCACUGUCGGUUUCUGCCAUUCAGAGCAUGGAUGUAACGCCUGACAGUGAGAAGGAUAUCAAUCGCCUUUCCACUUUCCCCUUCCCACCUUGCAUCGGCUCCAUCCUCCGGCGGCAGCGGGAAGAUAGGUGCAUGCCCUACAAAAGCUUAUCCUGUGGCUCCUUUAGCAGCAUUGAAGAUACAACAGGCAGUGGUUUUGCUAGUGUGUCGCUUGGGGCCUUCUCCUCUUCUUCCAACAGCACCUACGCCAGGGUGAAGUCGGAGAUCUGCUUGUCCACACUUCCCAGCUGCAAGGAGGUCACCAGGAGAUCCCUGGUGGUGCAACUGUCUAGCAUGGGGCACCCCAGCAACCCCUCACUCCAGGAGAAGAGGCUUGGAGCAGAUAUCUCCAUCCUUGGAGGGAACAGGACAGGGAUUUAUGUCCAGUGGGUCAAGCCAGGCUCACAGGUCGAGAGUGCAGGACUCAGGGAAGGCUGCCGGCUCAUUGAGCUGAGAGUCCCAUCACUGAAAGAAGAGGUGCUUUCUCUGGAAAACUGCACCCGAGAGGUCGCCUACCUGAGCCUGCUGCAUUGGGAUGAACCCUCUAAUCUUAUCUUCCAGCUGGACCUGCAAGGAUACCAGCCUCUACGUGAAGCCUUGGAGGAAGGGAAGAAGAUUUCUGGAGACUCAUUCUAUGUACGCACCAAUCUAUCCCUCACAGAACAGUCAGAUCCUUAUGCACUGUGUGUCAAGUGUCGAGAAAUCCUCCACAUCACAGACACUAUGCACAAAGGGCGGCUGGAGUGGUACUGUUCCCGUGUUGAUCCCUUGACCAUGCGGGACCUGGACAAGGGGACGGUGCCCAACUACAACAGGGCCCACCAGCUUUUGAAGAUCCAGGAGAAGGGUCAGAUGCCUGGGCAGCAGAGGGGCCACAGAAAUAAUCUAAAGAAACGGGCCUUGGACCAACUACGCCUGGUAAAAUCUAAGCCACAGGGGAGCCCGGGACAGCCUCCUCAGCAGUUGUGGCUGGACCCCUGCUCAGACCCAAACAGGAGCCUGAAGCCUUACAACCUGGUGCACCCUGUGGUGGUCCAGACACCCCGUCCUGUGGUGCUGUCGCCUGAUUGCAUUGCACCACGGCUCAUCAGGAACUUGCUGGACUUGCCCACCUCCCGCCUCGACUUUCAUGUGUGCCCGGCAGAGAAGCUGGCAGAAGGGCAUCCCAACACUACCCAUGCUAAGGACGACCCGGUGUCUAGAAGUUCCCUGCAGGACCAGAGGGAGCCUGGGCGAAUCCGCAUGAUACGGGAGGCGAUGGAGAAGAAUAAACACUGCCUGCUAGAGCUUGGAGUUCAGAGUGUGAGGGAUCUAAUUAGAAGUGAAAUAUAUCCCAUUGUUAUCCAUGUCGAGGUCACGGAAAAGAACAUUAGAGGACUCAGGAGCUUGCUGGGGAAGCCGGGCCAGCGGGACUCGGAGGUGCUGAAGGUGUGCCGUGGUGUGGAGCAGGCGCUUCAUGCGCUGCCAUGCUCCUGGGCUCGUGUGGAUCCUCAGGCCUGGAGCCAUGCGGAAGAGCUGGCCAAGGUGGUUCGGGGCUGCAUCUUUCAGGAACAAACCCGCCCGCUGUGGAUUGAGGAAGGUGAUGACUGAGCCAGGACCUAGCAGAGCUGGCACUGUGCUGCCAGCUACCUUCCCCGAGAGCUAUUCUCAGAGGCCCCUGCCACCCUGAACUCCUUUGGCAAUGUGUCCUUUCUCCUGGAGGGGAUGCCAUCAGCAGAGGCCUCUGGGGUAGCCUUUCAGGUCCCCUUGAGGCCACACAGAGGUGGGAAGUAACAUGCUAACUCCCUCGCCUGAGUUUUCCAUGUUUUAUUGGAGAGACGUCUUCCACCUUUAUGCUGGAAACCACCCUCGUAGCUUAUUCCCCAUCACUUUGGCCUUACCCUUGGCUCUGGUACCUGGUUAGGUUGCCAGAUUGAACACUUGAGGGAACUGUUGAAAUCAGGGUGUAUCGGAGUGGAUCAUACACACAUGUGAGUGCGCACACACACAUGUGCGCAUGUCCAUCCUUAUCUUUUGGUACCUCUGAGGCCCUUUUCUCAUCACCUCUGUCUUCCCUUGCCUGCAGCACUGUGUGCUGUAGGUCCUCUACCCCCACUUUCUCUGUCUACCUCACCUCCUGCCCAGAAGAGCGGGAAGCAGUGCUUGGUUCAAACACACCACCAUGGCUGGAGUGACACUAAGCGGGUUUUGUGACACAUC